AUGCUACCCAUAUAAAAGCUUUCCCAACUCCUUUUCCUCUUCCCUUUCCCUCUUCUAUCUUUUGCCGAUUAUUUUGUGCCAUUUUUCUGCUCCUGGAAAACUUCGUCGAGUUCAAGAAGAACACAAGGCAAUGACCUCCGAUCCAUGAAUCAUGUGGAAUAUCGUGGAAGCACCUGUUCUUUAGAUUGAUUGAUCUGGGGUCUGUCUUGAAGACCUUCUUAUACGGUUUUCUAUUCUUUUAGGGAGAAUCGUGAUCUGUUGUUGUGAUUUCUGUAGAUUUCCUUGGUUUUCCUGCUUAGAUCCGUUGAUAAGUGGUGUUGCCAUUGCUAAAGUUGGGAUUUUGUUGAGUUUGUUUAGGUUUUGUAUAAUGUCGACGAAUUCGGUGGCAAGCAUCCGAUCUAUGGUGGUUCUCUUUAGGAGAUUUGGUGCUGUUAGGGGAUUUUAUUUACAUUUUUUUGCUGAUUUUGAUUAAGUUUGACAUUGUAGAGGGAUUUUAAUUGCUUCACAAUUGCUUGCUUCCAUUCCUUCGCAGUUGACAUUUGGAGCUAGAACCUCUUCUUGGAAAAGGAAAGUUCAAUUUUUAGAGGGCUGUUAUUUGAAAAGGAGCAACUUUUUCUGAGACAGUUGCAUUAAUGGCUCGGAAGGGAUCAGGUUACCCGGCACCGAAUCCUCACCCCCAUUGAUGAUGUUGGACGGAAUGCACGGAAGCAAGGCUAAUGGAUCUUCAACCGGUGGUGGCAACGAAGAUCCUGAGUCCUCGGAGAGCGUGAAGGAUGCGAGAGUCAGGAAACCCCCUCGACACCUCUCGGUCAUUCGGCAUUCCGUGAGCACUGCACGGCUGGGUUUGGAUUUGGGGACUCUUGCUUUGAUUUCUCCACAGGAAAGGCAGACUGGAUUCUUGCCUGUGUUCCGGUCGGGAAGCUGUUCAGAGAUCGGGCCCAAGUCACACAUGGAGGAUGAGCACAUCUGCAUAGAUAAUCUUGUCGAACAUCUUAGAGCUUCCCCCAGUUUCCCAUCUCCUGGUGCUUUUUAUGGAGUUUUUGAUGGACAUGGUGGUGUGGAUGCAGCAUAUUUUGUUCGAAAUAAUAUCCUUAAGUACAUAAUUGAGGACGGCCAUUUCCCGUCUAGUGUGGAGAAGGCCAUAAAGAGUGCAUUUAUUAAAGCUGAUUAUGCGCUUGCUGAUUCCCAUUCACUUGAUCGCACUUCUGGAACUACAGCACUUACUGCCCUUAUUUUGGGAAGGUCGUUGCUCAUUGCUAAUGCAGGUGAUUGCCGAGCUGUAUUAGGGAAGCGUGGCAGAGCAAUCGAACUUUCCAGAGACCAUAAACCUAACUGCAAUGCUGAACGGCUUAGAAUUGAGAAGCUAGGUGGCAGUGUUUACGACGGAUAUCUUAAUGGUCAGCUAUCUGUAGCAAGGGCUCUCGGUGACUGGCACAUGAAGGGCUCCAAAGGUUCUGCGUGCCCCCUUAGCGCUGAACCAGAGUUACAGGAAGCAAUCCUAACAGAAGAGGAUGAGUUUUUAGUAAUAGGCUGUGAUGGCCUUUGGGAUGUCAUGAGCAGUCAAUGUGCAGUGACGAUAACUAGGAAGGAGCUGAUGCUUCACAAUGAUCCUGAGAAAUGCUCGAGAGAGCUUGUGCGAGAAGCGCUGAAGCGGAACACUUGUGACAAUCUAACUGUCGUGGUCAUCUGCUUUACUCCAGAUCCGCCACCGCCCAUUGAGAUCCCGAGGACUCGAGUUCGAAGGAGCAUAUCCUUAGAAGGUCUACAUGUCCUAAAGGGUGCUCUGGACGGCAACAUUUGAUGCUAAACUUUUAGUUCCCCAUUCUUCCAUUCUGUAGCCUGUAAAGAAUGGAGGCUCUCGACAUAUUUGGCCUCCAUUUCCAAAUAAAUCAUGUCGGCUGGUGUAUUUUCAAUGAGGCUGUAGGUAAAUUUUGUAGAUUUGAAAUUUAAGUUUCUAUGAAUAACAUUUGAUGAGUCUGUAACUUAAAUCAAUUUGCCUUUAUAAGUAUUAUUUCCUUUGAUUUUGCUGCCC
Musa acuminata AAA Group (dessert banana) is the source of this 2032-nucleotide messenger RNA. Its product is annotated as probable protein phosphatase 2C 27. Gene Ontology annotation, biological process: protein dephosphorylation. Gene Ontology annotation, molecular function: cation binding; protein serine/threonine phosphatase activity. Bases 683 to 1801 code for a protein of 372 amino acids. The transcript is spliced from 5 exons. Lineage: Eukaryota; Viridiplantae; Streptophyta; Magnoliopsida; Zingiberales; Musaceae. The record is from RefSeq and is a predicted model, not a curated record.